Xenopus laevis (African clawed frog) is the source of this 2597-nucleotide messenger RNA. It is a transcript of the gene asb7.S, whose product is annotated as ankyrin repeat and SOCS box containing 7 S homeolog. The record is from RefSeq and is a predicted model, not a curated record. The transcript has 7 exons. Lineage: Eukaryota; Metazoa; Chordata; Amphibia; Anura; Pipidae. Gene Ontology annotation, biological process: protein ubiquitination; intracellular signal transduction. Bases 1003 to 1959 code for a protein of 318 amino acids. Gene Ontology annotation, cellular component: chromosome; nucleus.
AUUGAAGCCUCACAGAGAUACAGGAGAGGCAGGGCAGGCACUCGCCGAAAAGUACAUUGGGAGUUAAUUGCAGUUCAAAUAAAAAAUGUCGGGAUUGCGCAGUACCAUGCCGCGGAAGCUCCAGAAAUUUGGCCAAACUCAUACCCUCGUGGGUUUGUACUUUGAAACCCCGCCUCUGUGUCUUCCAUUAUUAUUAUUAGCCCAGUCUGACAGAACGUCCGAGCAGCAGCAGUACCUGUGUGAGCCACCCUUUGAGCGUAUGCGCGUCACCACGUCUCCGCCCACAGCAGAAACUGUUGCCUGGCAACCAUUAGCAACAUCAAUGGAGCGGGCGGAGGACGCUUGUCCAAUCCGCUUGCACUGUCGGAAAACGCCGCCCGUGACGUGACCGCAGGAGUUUAGAGAGUCCAUAGUUUGCGGCGUAACCGAGGUGGUUUAUGGCAGUGAGUGUUGAUUGGUUGCUGGCGCUGAGGGGGUUCUGUCUGCUUCCCGUUAACGCGGUGGGUUAUGGGUCAGGCCCCGGGAAGUACGGACCGGUGUGUGGCGCUGGGCAGCGGUGUGCCCCACGGGUGAGUGUGAUUUCUACCUUACCAAGGCGCCCCAGUACCUCUCCCUACUUCCCCACACGCCGGGCACUCCCUGCCUGCUGCUGCAGUGGUUUCUCCCGCACUCUGUGCUGCCUGUUACUUCUUCCCAAGCUGUAGUAGUGUUCAUUCACUUGCCAGCCAGUCCCACUUCCUGUAAGGUUGGCAUUUCUGGGAAUUAAAAAAUUGAAAGGAAAAAUCAAAGAAAUGGCACCUCCGCUUUACAUAAGAAAAUCUGUUUGCUGGUAAUCGCUGCUCAUCUGCUUCUGUUAUAGAAGGCGAAGGCAUUUUCUUGAGACAUGAAGUGCCUUUUUGUAAUGAAGGAAGCUCCUGUACGGAUCACAAAAGAAUUGUGAAAAUUCCUAGCAAGGUGGUAUCUAUGGUAGGAAUGUAUGGUGAGGUAUAGAAGAGUAGAAGAAUGUUGCACCAUCACUGCCGCAGGAAUCCUGAGUUACAGGAGGAGCUGCGUAUCCAGGCUGCUGUUGCUGCAGGAGAUGUACAUACUGUACGCACAAUGCUGGAGCAGGGAUACUCCCCUAAUGGACGCGAUGCCAACGGCUGGACGUUACUACACUUCUCUGCUGCUCGGGGUAAAGAGAGAUGCGUACGGGUGUUCUUAGAGCAUGGAGCGGACCCCACAGUGAAAGAUUUGAUUGGUGGUUUCACAGCACUGCAUUAUGCCGCUAUGCACGGACGAGCGCGGAUAGCCCGCCUCAUGCUUGAAUCGGAGUACCGCAGUGAUAUAAUAAACGCUAAGAGCAAUGAUGGUUGGACGCCGUUGCACGUGGCCGCUCACUACGGCAGGGACUCUUUUGUUAAGCUGCUACUUGAGUUCAAAGCUGAGGUUGAUCCCCUGAGCGACAAAGGCACAACUCCUCUUCAACUUGCCAUAAUCCGGGAACGUUCAAGCUGUGUCAAGAUUCUCCUGGACCACAAUGCCAAUAUUGAUAUCCAAAACGGGUUCCUGCUGCGCUAUGCCGUUAUUAAAAGCAAUCACUCAUACUGCCGUAUGUUCCUGCAGAGGGGUGCCGACACAAACUUAGGCAGACUGGAAGAUGGGCAGACCCCCCUCCAUCUGUCAGCCCUGAGAGAUGAUGUUCUCUGUGCCAGAAUGUUAUACAAUUAUGGUGCAGACAUGACCACUAGAAAUUACGAAGGCCAGACCCCACUGGCUGUAUCAUUAAACAUCUCUGGAGCUAGCCGGCCUUGCUUGGAUUUCCUACAGGAAGUAAGAAGGCAGCCGCGAUAUCUGCAGGAUUUAUGCCGGAUUAAAAUUCGCCACUGUAUAGGACUGCAGAAUCUCCAGCUGCUGGACGAGCUACCAAUCGCCAGGGUUAUAAAAGACUACUUAAAACACAAAUUCGAUGAUAUCUGAGCGCAGCUUUCACGGCUGAAGCACGUUGGACUCGUUGUGGUUGUGUUAUACCAGAAGUGGGGGGUGGGGGGGAGAGGCGUCUUGCACAAAGUAUAUCCUAUGCAAUUUCUGAUAUGGGAGUCAGAAGGCAGAUAUACACAUUUUAUUUUAAUAUCAUUUUUUUUUUCCUUUUUUUUAAAUUUUGUGUGCUAGUAAAGUCUUAAGAAUUUGGGGCUAGUUUUUGGUCCAGGUUUAGCGGUCCAUUUAUUCAGUAUCCUGCAGAAUAUAUCUCUUUUUGUGGGUAAUACUCACUGUGGCCCAAUAAGUUCCGAUCCAAAGGCUGUAGAUUGUACAAGUGUAAUGAUCACACGUCAGCCCUUGGGGCAAAUUAAACAGGUUGACUCAAUGCAGGGGACAUUUGGUUUCCCACAAACCCCUUUUUUUAAUGAGAUAUAAGCAGCAGAACAGAUCAAUUUCUGGAACCAAGGAACUUGGUUACAUCUUUUUCUGCCCCCCUUCAGCUUUUGGUCCCAGCAUUAUGUUUGCAGUUCAACAUAAUUUUAUGUUUCAUCCUCCUGUGUCUCCUUUUUCUUUCAAUUGUAUGGUGCUAUGGUGUCUUAUUUAUAAACAUAAAUAAUAAAAGUCACACUUUGAGAUAA